Messenger RNA from Brassica napus (rape), 1697 nucleotides. Its product is annotated as UDP-glycosyltransferase 84B2-like. The record is from RefSeq and is a predicted model, not a curated record. The transcript has a single exon. Gene Ontology annotation, molecular function: UDP-glycosyltransferase activity. NCBI's taxonomy places the organism in Eukaryota, Viridiplantae, Streptophyta, Magnoliopsida, Brassicales, Brassicaceae. Bases 95 to 1450 code for a protein of 451 amino acids.
UAUAUAUACUACUCCAAUUACAGCUCACAAGUUCAUACAAAACUCAAAGUCUAAUACCUCUUAAGUUAUUAGUUAUUACUAAAAAGAAGUAAUAAUGGGAAGUAUUGAGAGUCAAGAAACACAUGUUCUAUUGGUAGCCCUACCGUACCAAGGUCACCUCAAACCAAUGCUCAAAUUCGCCAAACUUCUCUCACGACCGAACCUACACUUCACUCUCGCCACCACCGAGCAAGCCCGUGACCUCCUCUCGACCGCCGCAGAAGAUGAACAACCUUGCCCGGUGGACCUCGCUUUCUUUCCCGACGGUCUACCUAAAGACGACCCAAGAGAUGCAGAUUCUCUCAUCGUCUCGUUGAGAAAUGUCGGAGCCAAGAACUUGUCUGAAAUCGUCGAAUCAAAGAGAUUCUCUUGCAUGGUCACCGUGCCAUUUGCUCCAUGGGUUCCAAGUGUUGCAGCUGCACACAACAUCCCUUGUGCACUCCUCUGGAUCGAAGCUUGUGGAGCUUUCUCGGUUUAUUACCGUUACUACAUGAAGACAAACACUUUCCCCGACAAUCUCGAAGAUCUGACACAAACCGUUGAGUUACCAGGUUUGCCAAUGUUGGAAGUUGGAGAUCUCCCUUCAUUUCUCUUGCCUUCUGCAGGAAGUCACCUAAAUAACCUAAUGGUGGAUUUCGUCGAGUGCUUGAAAAAUGUGAAAUGGGUUUUGGUUAAUACAUUUCACGAACUCGAGUCAGAGAUAAUCGAUUCGAUGUCCGAGUUGAAACCGGUAAUGCCUAUCGGUCCUUUGGUUUCUCCAUUUCUAAUGGGAGCUGAUGAAGAGAAAACCGUAGAUAAUGGUGAUUGCAUGGAGUGGCUUGACAAGCAAGCUAGGUCUUCGGUUGUUUACAUAUCUUUCGGAAGCUUGCUCAAAUCUUCGGUUAAUCAAGUCGAGAGCAUAGCGACGGCUCUGAGAAACAGAGGAGUUUCAUUCCUCUGGGUGAUUAGACCUAAGGAGAACGCUCAAAACGUCAGCGUUUUGCAAGAGAUGGUUCAAGGAGGACAAGGGGUCGUUAUCGAGUGGGGUCCUCAAGAAAGGAUAUUGAGCCACGUGGCGAUCUCUUGUUUUGUUACACAUUGUGGGUGGAACUCGACGAUAGAGACGGUGGCGACAGGUGUUCCGGUGGUGGCGUACCCGAGUUGGAUCGAUCAGCCGCUUGACGCGAGAUUGCUUGUGGAUGUGUUCGGAAUGGGAGUGAGGAUGAGGGAUGACGCUGUGGACGGCGAGCUUAAGGUCGCGGAGGUUGAGAGGUGCAUUGAGGCUGUCACGGAAGGACCCGCCGCGGAGGAUAUGAGGAGGAAAGCGAUGGAGCUGAAGAAUGCAGCGACAUCGGCGUUGGAGCCUGGUGGUUCGUCGGCUCGGAAUGUGGACUUGUUCAUCGCCGAAAUCAACAACCAGUCAACCACCUGACGACUAUGCUUCUGCUUUGAAUUAAACCGGCGAUAACCGGAUUUUUGUUUCAGUAUUUGAACCAAAUGUUCAUUAAAAUGAGUAAUUGGAAUUUUUAAUAAAAGUAUUAUAUUUUAAGUUUUUUCCAAUUAGUUUGUCUGAAACAAACUUCAGCUCAUGAUUUUACAAAAGUUGAACCAAACGGUUACUAAAAUAAGUAACUUGAAUUUUAAAAAUAUAUUAUGAAGUAUUUCCAAUAGUAAUAAAA